Messenger RNA from Bombyx mori (domestic silkworm), 1926 nucleotides. RefSeq names its product sex combs on midleg (gene Scm). Gene Ontology annotation, biological process: negative regulation of DNA-templated transcription. The record is from RefSeq and is marked provisional. Gene Ontology annotation, molecular function: zinc ion binding; histone binding; chromatin binding. Gene Ontology annotation, cellular component: nucleus. Lineage: Eukaryota; Metazoa; Arthropoda; Insecta; Lepidoptera; Bombycidae.
AUGUCGAAUAAUACUGUCGGCUCGUCGGGGCCAGCUCCCGGCAAAAUACGUGGUCCUGGUAGACCUCCGAAACGUACUUGUACAUGGUGUGCUGAAAGUAAGACUCCGUUAAAAUAUGUUCUACCGACGGAAAAUGGUAAAAAAGAGUUUUGCUCCGAAACAUGUCUCUCAGAGUUCAGACAGGCGUACAGCAAAGGCGCGUGUCUACAUUGUGACACAGUUAUACGCGGUAAUGUACCUUCUAGCAGCAAAAAUUUCUGCUCUACGCAUUGUUUGAACAUUUAUCAGAAGAAAAAUGAAAAACGUACCACAUCACCACAGUCUGGAAACGGAGCAAACGGAACUGAAAGUAAUUCUAACAACAAUUCUACGGGUUCAUUUUAUGAUAUUUACCAACCUUUUGACUGGACUGAAUACAUGAAAGAAACAAACAGUGUACCCGCACCUCAAGAAUGUUUUAAACAAGCACCAAUGCCACCCAUCAAUGAUUUUAAAGUUGGGAUGAAGCUCGAAGCAUUGGAUCCCCGUAAUCUGACAUCAACAUGCAUUGCAACUGUUGUUGGUGUUUUGGGUCCAAGGUUGAGACUGAGAUUGGACGGAAGCGAUAAUAAAAAUGACUUUUGGCGACUCGUUGAUGCUGGAGAUAUACACCCCAUAGGACACUGUGAAAAACAUGAUGGAAUGCUACAACCUCCACUCGGCUUUCGCAUGAAUGCAAGCAGUUGGCCUAUGUUUUUGCUCAAGACUUUGAAUGGAGCCCAAAUGGCUCCUGCUAAAGUAUUUCAAGAUGAGCCACCUACUCCCAAAUCAAAUUUAUUUUUUGUUGGUCAAAAGUUGGAAGCAGUUGAUAAAAAGAACCCGCAGUUGAUAUGCUGUGCAACAGUUGGAGCAGUUAAAAAUGACCAAAUCCAUGUUACAUUUGAUGGUUGGAGAGGAGCAUUUGAUUACUGGUGUAGAUAUGAUUCUAGGGAUAUAUUCCCUGUGGGGUGGUGUGCUCGAGCAGGUCAUCCUUUGCAGCCACCUGGUCAGUGCUACAAAAGUGCUACAACUCCAUCAAGGUUUAAACUUAGACCUACUGGUAUACCUAAUCCUGCUUUGCCAGAAGGUGGUUCUACUGGUGCUGGAAACUCCUCUACAACACCUACAUCAACACCGGCUCCUCUAGUGAGACUUUGUAUUCGAAACAGCUGUACUGGUGGAAAUAGCUUGUUACCCAGUACAAUUUCAGGGUCUGGGCCUUCAGGUGCUGCUGAAGCUCUUGCUAAGGAACUAUUAAUUGUACAUCCAGACCCUCAAAGAUUGACAAGAGCAAUAAUGACUGCAUCAAGUAGCUAUUCUAAUAAUAAUAAAGUACAGGUCUCAUCUGGAAGCAAAAAUUAUACAGUAAAAGUACCUUCAGAGCUUACAAAUGAUGACCUGAAGAAUUGGUUGAAAGCUGUUUGUAGUGGUGUGGGAAGCUGUGUUGGUAUGAUAAAAAUAGAUACAGAGGAUGCGCCUGGUCAACUAUGUUCACUUUGUGGAGAUUCAUCAUCUAAUAAUGUAUCAUCAGCUGUAAAGAGGCCCCUAAAUGAUGAGAAUAUCGCUAACGCAGAGGAGUGCUCUGCAAGCAAGGUGGGACGCGUGUCUCCAGAACGAGCAGAGCCUGCAUCAUCCACAACCACGACCAGUGGGGCACCUCCUCCACCGCCGCCGCAGACGCCGCCGGGGGACUGGUCUGUGGAAGACGUCAUUGGGUUUAUUGCUGCUGCUGAUCAGGCUCUUGCAGCACACGCUGACUUGUUCAGGAAACAUGAAAUCGACGGGAAAGCAUUACUAUUGCUGAAUUCUGGUAUGAUGAUGAAGUACAUGGGUCUAAAGUUGGGUCCUGCUUUAAAAAUUUGUAAUCUUGUUUCAAAAAUAAGAAAUCAUAGACAUUACAGCACCUAA